UCCUGUCUUCCUGACCCUGCCAUUUAGGCCAGUACACAACAGGUCGCGGCUCCUCUGGAGUGGGGCUUACAGCAGCUGUGCUGAGAGACUCUGUAACUGGAGAACUGACCUUAGAGGGUGGGGCCCUCGUACUGGCUGACCAGGGUGUGUGCUGCAUCGAUGAGUUUGACAAGAUGGCUGAGGCUGACCGCACAGCCAUCCAUGAGGUCAUGGAGCAACAGACUAUCUCCAUUGCCAAGGCAGGCAUUCUAACCACCCUCAAUGCCCGUUGCUCCAUCCUGGCUGCUGCCAACCCUGCCUAUGGGCGCUACAACCCUCGCCGCAGCCUGGAACAGAACAUACAGCUUCCUGCCGCACUCCUCUCUCGAUUUGACCUUCUCUGGCUAAUCCAGGACCGCCCUGACCGAGACAAUGACCUACGGUUGGCCCAGCAUAUCACCUAUGUACACCAGCACAGUCGGCAGCCUCCCGCCCAGUUUGAACCUUUGGACAUGAAGCUUAUGAGGUAGGAGAGCUGAGUAAGGAAGGACAGGUCUGCUUCACCUUGUGUGGCAGUAUCUUGGGCCUUGUGUGUCUCUUGGAAAGUUUUCAGUCUUACUACCACCCUGCCCAUCCCUUUCUAUGUUAUGGGUCUGAGAACAUUGAAUCUAGUCCCCCCCAGGCUGGCCACA
Myotis brandtii (Brandt's bat) is the source of this 671-nucleotide messenger RNA. RefSeq names its product DNA replication licensing factor MCM7-like. Gene Ontology annotation, cellular component: nucleus; MCM complex. Gene Ontology annotation, biological process: DNA strand elongation involved in DNA replication; double-strand break repair via break-induced replication; DNA replication initiation. The record is from RefSeq and is a predicted model, not a curated record. The coding region runs from base 174 to 509 and encodes 111 amino acids. The transcript has 2 exons. Gene Ontology annotation, molecular function: ATP binding; single-stranded DNA binding; single-stranded DNA helicase activity. Lineage: Eukaryota; Metazoa; Chordata; Mammalia; Chiroptera; Vespertilionidae.